Molecule: messenger RNA, 591 nt
Organism: Ipomoea nil (Japanese morning glory)
Lineage: Eukaryota; Viridiplantae; Streptophyta; Magnoliopsida; Solanales; Convolvulaceae
Product: 40S ribosomal protein S11-like
Exons: 4
Coding region: 1-384 (127 amino acids)
Biological process (GO): translation
Cellular component (GO): ribosome; cytosolic small ribosomal subunit
Molecular function (GO): structural constituent of ribosome
Source: RefSeq, a predicted model, not a curated record
AUGAAUGAACUAAAUAUCCAUAGAAUGCUAGGGUUCAAGACUCCACGCGAGGCUAUUGAAGGGGCCUAUAUUGAUAAGAAGUGUCCAUUCACCGGCACUGUUUCUAUUAGAGGUAGAAUCCUUGCUGGGACAUGCCACAGUGCAAAGAUGACAAGAACUAUCAUUGUUCGCCGCAACUACCUGCAUUUUGUCAAGAAGUAUCAGAGAUAUGAGAAGCGACACUCAAACAUUGCCGCUCACAUUUCUCCAUGCUUCCGAGUGAAAGAGGGAGAUUAUGUUAUCAUUGGCCAGUGCAGGCCGCUGUCCAAAACAGUGAGGUUCAACGUGUUGAAGGUUAUUCCUGCAGGGUCAGGUGGAGGGAAAAAGGCUUUCACUGGGAUGUAAACUUGUUUCUUUUUGUAGUAUUGUUAAAGUAUUAGAAGAAUGCUUGGUAUUUAGACUAUGCAAAACUCAGUCAAAGUUUCUCUCUAUGUACUUGCCAUGGAAGGCUUAAAUUUUUGUGCUACUUUUUUUUUUUUUUUUGGUUUUAUAUACUCAAGUGUUUUCAGAUUACUCAGCUUUGGUAAACAGUGGUUGAAAUCCUUCAAAUUG